GCAAAAACCAAGCCAUGAGGUUGAAGGAAUUGUCUGCAGAGCGACGAGACAGGAUUGUGUCAAGUCUCAUAAAAGCUCUGCUGUUGCUGGUUCCUGGGAUCCUGACUGAAAAGGAACAUGGAUCAAACCCCAUCAAUUUGACAAUAGUCAACAGCAUCUCCAAUGCACCCAAUGAGACCUACAGUGCUGACAUUGUGUUCAGAGGGAUCCUACUCGGUGCCAUGAGGAGACUGCAGCAGACCAAUGCAGACUUCAAGUUUACCUGCACAGAGAACUUCAACUAUGGUCCUUUCCUGGAGAGUGUGAAUGGUGUAGCCGGGAACAAUGCUGAGCACACUUACUGGGAGCUCCUUGUUCAGACUGGGAAGAAUGGAUCUGUGAUCAGACCUGACGUGGGUAUUGGCUGUUACAUCCCAGAACCAAAUGACCACAUCAUCCUGAAUUUUACAAAAUGGUGAACAGUCAGAAGAAGCGCCUGACUGAUACUGGUUCAUGAUUUGAAAAAGUGCUGUUGUCAUAAAUUGGCCAUUACUACCUUACUUUUUUCCUGUUAUGGCACAUCUUAAGACUGUUUAGAAUGGAAAAAUAGAGUUUCACCAUGAUACUGUUAUAUACCCAAACUACUGUAAAAUAACAUUCCAUUUGUAAUUACUGUGUCAAAGGUUAAUAAAGUACAAGUAGCUUUGGAGUACCACUUGUAUGGGGAAAUAAAAUGACUGCAACAGUAAA
Molecule: messenger RNA, 729 nt
Organism: Oncorhynchus mykiss (rainbow trout)
Lineage: Eukaryota; Metazoa; Chordata; Actinopteri; Salmoniformes; Salmonidae
Product: transcobalamin-1
Biological process (GO): cobalamin transport
Molecular function (GO): cobalamin binding
Source: RefSeq, a predicted model, not a curated record